Molecule: messenger RNA, 2616 nt
Organism: Daktulosphaira vitifoliae (grape phylloxera)
Lineage: Eukaryota; Metazoa; Arthropoda; Insecta; Hemiptera; Phylloxeridae
Product: transducin beta-like protein 3
Exons: 14
Coding region: 49-2568 (839 amino acids)
Biological process (GO): endonucleolytic cleavage to generate mature 5'-end of SSU-rRNA from (SSU-rRNA, 5.8S rRNA, LSU-rRNA); endonucleolytic cleavage in 5'-ETS of tricistronic rRNA transcript (SSU-rRNA, 5.8S rRNA, LSU-rRNA)
Cellular component (GO): small-subunit processome; 90S preribosome; nucleolus
Molecular function (GO): U3 snoRNA binding; protein binding
Source: RefSeq, a predicted model, not a curated record
AGAGUCGUGAUAACUUAAAACGUGAUUGUUAUAUCACAUAAAACAUUAAUGAUACACAACAAAGUCACGUGUGCUUUUAAAUGUAAAACAAGCGGGCGACAGGCAAUUUACAAGAUAUUAGUGAUCAUGACUUCAAUUAAAUUAAAAGAGAUUUUUAAACCAGAGUAUGUACAAAAAGAAUUUUAUACAGGUGGUCAUAUUGAAUGGACUCCAGAUGGAAAUUAUUUGUUGUGUCAAUGUGGGCCAAGGGUUUCCGUACUCGAUAUGGAGACGACUACCAUAGUUGACACUGUACCUAGACGUGUUGAUAGGGAUAGGACUGGUGAUGAAGAAGAUGAAGAAGACGAGUCAGCUGAUAAUGUAUUAACAUUUAUUUUAGAUCCUACUUGUAAAAUAUUAAUAACAUCACAUAAAAGUGGACUACUAUGUACUUGGGAUUUUGCAGAAAAAAAAUUAGUUAAAUCAUGGCAUCAUCUACAUAAAGGGCCAGUUAUGCAAAUAUCAGUUACUAAUGAUCAAAUGUUAGCCUCUGGGGGAACUGAUUCUAUAAUACGGUUGUGGCAAACAGAUAAAGCUCAUUGUUUAUAUGCUUUACAUGGAUUACAAGGUGUAACAAGCUUAUUAAAAUUCUAUCAAAAGUCUGAUAUUGAACGCUGGUUAUUUGCUGCCGAUGAUAUGUCAGAAAUUCAUGUAUGGAAUUGUAAUAAUGGCAAGCAUUUGUUUAAAUUACAAGGACAUUUUAGCACAAUCACAGGUUUAGAAUUUUACAAUAACCAGUACUUUGUCAGUUGUAGUAGAGAUAAAGUUAUAAUUCUUUGGGAUAUAUUGUCCAUGAAACAACUAAAUACUAUAGCUGUUUAUGAUAGCUUAGAAACAAUGGUUGUAUUACCAAAAUAUUUUUACCUGCAAGAAGUUCAAUAUAAAUCAUCUGGAAUUUGUGUGGCUGCUGGAGGAGAAAAUGGAUUUCUUCAUAUAUGGGAUGUUGAAAACAAUAUUUCUAUUUUUGAAGAAAAAGACUCUGUUCAAGAAUCUAAUAAUUCUUUAAAAUGUAUUACAAAUUUAUUAUAUGAUAAAACUCAUUCAAUGUUAGCAAUAUGUUAUGCUGAUAAUACAGUUGUACUGCAAAGCCUUGGAUCUAUCCAGUCAAAAAUAACUUUAAUUGGAUCUAAUGAUGAAAUACUAGAUACAGCUAUAUUAGGUAAUGAAAGUAGCCGUUCUUUGGCUGUUGCUAUAAACAGUUCAGAUAUUUAUUUAUUUCCCUGGCAAAAAAAAAUAUUUGAAAGUGAAAAUACCGAGUAUGAUAAAAUUGAACUUGGAGUUUGCUGUAAACAACUUAAAGGUCAUACUAAGACAGUUUUAUGUCUAGCUUCUCAUAAAAAUAUUUUAGUGUCUAGUAGUAAGGAUCAUAGUAUUAGGGUUUGGUCUUAUUGUAAUGUCUUAAAAACCGCAAAAUGUGUAGCAAUAGGAUUUCGACACACUGGAGCUGUGAAUUCUGUAGCAGUUUCUAAAUCUUUGGAAUUUAUUAUCUCAGCCAGUACUGAUACAACAAUAAAACUUUGGAAGCUCCCAAAAGUUUUUAAAACUGACGGGCAUGAAAUUUUAAGUGUUAAAAUUACUGAGGUUGGCCAUGAAAAAGAUAUUAACAGUAUUUGUAUUUCACCUAAUUAUCAGACUAUUGCUACUGGAUCUCAAGAUAAAUUAAUCAAGAUUUGGUCUUCGAAUAAUCUCUCUGUACUUGGGAUUUGUCGUGGACAUAAACGAAGUGUAUGGUGUGUACGUUUUUCACCAAUUGAUCAAGUAUUGUUAUCAUCCUCAGCAGAUACAACAAUAAAAAUCUGGUCAAUUAGUGAUUUCUCUUGUCUUAAAACACUUGAAGGCCACGAUUCAUCUGUUCUUAAGUGUAAUUUCUUUAACCAUGGUACUCAAUUACUUAGUUGUGGUGGAGACGGGCUUGUAAAAAUUUGGUGCCUUAAGUCAAGUGAAUGUAUUUCUACAUUAGAUAAACACUCAUCUAAAGUAUGGGCUAUGACAAUUGUGAAUGAUGGUUCUGUUGUUAUUACGGGUGGUGCUGACUCAAGAUUAGUUGUGUGGCAUGACCGUACAGAGGAAGUAAAAAUAGCUGAGGCUACAGCUCGACAGACAAAAGAAAUUCAUGACCAAAAACUGCAAAAUCUAUUACAACAUGAACAAUUAUUACCAGCUCUUAAAGUAUCAAUUAAAUUAGAUAGGCCGAAUACAGCACUUAAAAUAAUCCAAAAACUUACUAAACAAGGUCAAGAACAAGAUCUUAAAAUAGUAUCUCAAAAUAUUGACAUCGAACAAAAAGAAAAACUUUUAAAUUAUGUGUUAGAUUGGAACACAAAUGGAAAAUAUUGCCUCGCUGCUCAGCUUGUCCUUAAUGUUCUAAUGGAUGAUAUAAUGACUGGAAAAUUAAUUUUGAAUCAAGAAAAGUUACAGGGAUUAAUGGCUUAUAGUGAUCGUCAUUUUAAAAGAUUGACGACAAUGAUGACAAACACACAAUUUUUAAGAUAUACUACAAAUUGUAUGGCUCCUCAUUCUUCAGUUUAAUUAUGAUUAUUUUUAUUAUAAAUAAUAAAAUCUUUUAGUUAUUUUUUU